AUGGCACGAGGGACUGAGCGUGGGCAAAAUCGAAGACCUUCUCAAUUUGCGGAUGGCUCUAAUGCUUGGGAGCCAGGUGAGGCAGCUGAUUGGUGGGAGAUGAAAAUUGAAAAGUUAGGGCCAAAUGAUGUACUUUUUAUAUGGAAAGAAUUUAGAAAGGUCUUCUAUGAGAAGUAUUUUUUUCAGAGUAUCCAACUUCAGAAAUUUCGAGAGUUCGAUCUACUGGUACAGGACCACAUGACAGUUGCUCAAUAUGCAGCCAAAUUUGAAGAAUUAUCGAGAUAUGCCCCUGCAUUGAUAGCUGAAGAAAAUGUUCGAGCUAGAAAAUUUGAGAAUGGAUUAAGGGAGAGAAUCCAACAGCUAGUGACUGUUUUUGAGCUGCCCACUUAUAAAGAAGUUGUAAACAAAUGCUUAAUAAUAGAAAAACGACUCAAUGAUGCUCAAGUAGCAAAAGAGAAAUGUAUGAAGAAAAGAGGUCCAGCAAUUGAUUCUCAAGGUCAAAGUAUCAGAGCCUUCAAACCAAAGACCCCAAAAUCAAACCAGACUGCCAUUGAAAGUAAAGUACAAUUUCAGGAGAGCAUUAUAUGUUAUAGAUGUGGAGGAUCCCAUCUUAAACGAGAUUGCACAUGGCUUGGGGGACAAUGUUACAAAUGUGGACGAGAUGGCCACAAAGCAGUUGUAUGCCGCAGUAGAGGAGAAUCACAGAGAUAG
Elaeis guineensis (African oil palm) is the source of this 711-nucleotide messenger RNA. Lineage: Eukaryota; Viridiplantae; Streptophyta; Magnoliopsida; Arecales; Arecaceae. The record is from RefSeq and is a predicted model, not a curated record.